CACUUAACCCAAAACUCGUCCACAGUCCACGUGUUGAGAUUGCGCAUGUUCGAGUUAGCUAGAGGCUAACUGUAGUUAACCAGUACCAGAGCCUGCCAUGUUCCGGGUUUGGAUAUUUCAUUCACAAGAUGGCAACAGAAGCGAAACGACCCAAGGUAGAUCAUGGUUCAGUGCUCAGUCCCCUGCAGAACUUUUUACAGUGGUGCGACAGAGUCGGCUUGGUACUCAGCAAUAAGGUGUGUGUGAGUAAAGAGGGAACAGUGGCAGAGUAUGGGAUGCUGGCGAAGGACCACAUAGAGGAGGGGGAGGUUAUAUUCACCAUUCCCAGAUCCGCUCUUCUGCACCAGGGAACAACCAAGAUCUCUGCCCUGCUGGAGAAAGAGCAGUCGUCUCUGGAGAGCUCCUCUGGCUGGGUUCCCCUAUUGCUGGCUCUGCUGUAUGAGUAUACAUCAUCACAGUCCCACUGGAAACCCUACCUCUCUCUGUGGACCAAUUUCAAGACGUUGGACCACCCCAUGUUCUGGUCUAAAGAGGAGAGAGACAGACUCUUGAGGGGGACAGGUAUUCCAGAGGCUGUGGACACGGACUUGGCUAACAUCCAGAGGGAAUACACAGACGUGGUCCUUCCCUUCAUCGCAAAGCAUCCUGACCUCUGGAACCCCGACACACACACGCUGGACCUUUACACACAGCUGGUGGCCUUUGUCAUGGCCUACAGUUUCCAAGAGCCACAGCAAGAGGAGGACGAUGAUGAUGAUGAGGAGGAGGAGGAUGAGAAGGCCCCCAACCCGCCAAUGAUGGUUCCCAUGGCUGACAUGCUUAACCAUGUGUCCAAUCACAAUGCCAAUCUGGAGUUUACACCAGACAGUUUGAAGAUGGUUUGUGUGCGCCCCAUUCAUAAAGGCGAGGAGGUAUUUAACACCUACGGGCAGAUGGCCAACUGGCAGCUGCUGCAUAUGUACGGCUUCUCGGAGCCGUAUCAAAGCAACAGCAACGACACAGCUGACAUCCCCAUCACAAACCUCUACAAAGUCGCCACGCAAGGUAUUCAGUCCGAUUUGGACCGGCAGCUGGUGGAGGAGCAGUGGGAGAUGCUGUGUCAGAUGAUGCAAGAGAAAACAACCGUUGUCUUUGGCAGACAGGGCUGCCUUACAGACACAGAGCUACAUACUGUGCUCAAGGUGCUGUGUAUGUCGAGCAGGGAGUUCUCAGAAUUUAAAGACAAUGAAGGAUGGGAGGAAGAUGACGAGGAUGAUGAGAGGAUCUCCCUUGCUUUCUCUAACGAGGGACUCCCUGGAUUAAAGGCUUCGUGGAAACGGCUAAUUCAUGAAGCGGCCCGACUGACUGUGAGGACCUAUGGAGAGGGUUCGGACAGCGAGCAGGUGCUGAUAGAAGACAAGGAAGCGUAUGCUGGACUGAGCAGCAGGCAGCAGAAAGCGCUGCAGGUACGCUGCGGACAGAAGAGCAUCCUGUACAGACUGAUGGAGCUCACAGAGUCAUGACCUGUUGUCAUAAUACAGUCAAUAAAUGUUUUUCCUGAUAAACUGAC
Micropterus salmoides (largemouth bass) is the source of this 1549-nucleotide messenger RNA. Its product is annotated as N-lysine methyltransferase setd6-like. Lineage: Eukaryota; Metazoa; Chordata; Actinopteri; Centrarchiformes; Centrarchidae. Gene Ontology annotation, biological process: peptidyl-lysine monomethylation. The record is from RefSeq and is a predicted model, not a curated record. The transcript is spliced from 9 exons. Bases 129 to 1502 code for a protein of 457 amino acids. Gene Ontology annotation, cellular component: nucleus. Gene Ontology annotation, molecular function: protein-lysine N-methyltransferase activity; protein binding.